AUGGCGGAAGAAGAAUAUUUUGAAUGGAGACUCUUUUUUCCGUUAACAUCAAAUGAUGAAAAUAUUGAAACAGAAAUAAAAACGAACACUAUGGUACCAUUCACAGUAAACACGAAAUUGAAUAUGUUAUCAAUAGCAGAGGAAAAAUAUUCACAUAAUUCAUCAUUUAUUGACAUUUAUUAUCUUUUGCAAAAUACAGAUGUCUGCCUAAAAGUACAUGACAUUGCUAAAUUAAAUAGUUUGAAAAUUGAAAUUGAAAUUCGUAAUCGUCAUAAAGAACAGCCGCCAUCUCUAAUUCAGCAUUGGUCUAUUUAUGAAAUAAAAUAUCCACGUAGUGAAUUACCUGAUAAAAUUCUCAAUCGUCUUGAUCGAGCAACUAUUGAAAAAAUCAAUGAAUAUCUUCAAAUGUUUACUGAUAGAGACAGUCUUUUGGCUCGAACAGAUUUAUCGUUUAUUCAAAUUAGAAAAACAAUGACGACGUGGCAUAUGAAUGAUAGUGAUCGAAAAAUAGACGAAACUGAUAUUUAUCUGAUGAUUAAUGAUAAUGUAUUAGAAAAAGAAAAAAAUGAUUCGUUUUACAUUCCAAAACAUUGGCGAACACUGUCCAUACAAACAAGUGACUAUGACCAACUUAUAAAAACAUUAACUACAUUACAAAUCGAAGAUGAUAAAGAUUUGAUAGAUUAUUUUUCAUUUCUUACAUCUCAAACAUGUUUUAAUUCAUUUCCUUCCCAACAUCAACAACAAUUAUUACCGACAAUAUCAGCAGAAAAGGCUUAUUUGAAUUUAUUAACUAUGAGCUAUGCAGCAUUCAUAGAACUGAUUCAACGUAUUCACCGAAAUCAAACGUAUACAGAAUAA
Molecule: messenger RNA, 861 nt
Organism: Rotaria socialis
Lineage: Eukaryota; Metazoa; Rotifera; Eurotatoria; Philodinida; Philodinidae
Source: the annotation of a GenBank genome assembly